Messenger RNA from Phytomonas sp. Hart1, 1231 nucleotides. The record is from the annotation of a GenBank genome assembly. NCBI's taxonomy places the organism in Eukaryota, Euglenozoa, Kinetoplastea, Trypanosomatida, Trypanosomatidae.
GGAUCAGGGCAUUCAAUAGCCGAAAGUGCAUCUUUUCAGUUGGAAGAAUGCUUUUCAGUGGUGUCGUCUUCCUAGUCCCCCCGAUUGUUUGUUCCUCUACUAUAGCCAUUAUUUACAAGCACGGAGGACACGUUGUCUAUACCUUCGACGACAGCGUCACUUGCGGCAUUCAAGCUGCUAGCGCAAUCGAUGAGUCCUGCAUCAAAAGUCUUGAGGGUGCCAAUGAUAAUGCCCAACGGAUGCAAAGGUAUCUGCGGCUCAUGCAGACACUGAACAGUUUUCCAAGUAUCGACGAAUUUCGCCAUAAUCGUUUAUUUAUUGUUUACGAGUGUUGGGUUGUGGAGAGUGCGUUGCUUGGCCAGCGUCUGCCGUUGCACCCGUUGGAUACGCAACACGUGGCUUACCAUCCUUUCAGCAUGCACGGCUUAUCAUUCACGACCAGCCAGCUUCCGAGGUCUAUAAAGGCGAAUGUCGUCGCGGCUCUUCAGUCCUGCGGGGCGCAUUACACCCCCCAUUUGGACGGUCGCACGCAGCUUGUCGUGUACUCAAGGCUCCUGGGGUCGGGGGGCACCACUGGGCCCCAACCGCGGUCUGUGCAAUGGUGUGCAAUUGAGCAACCGAGCGGGGAAGUUCUGAAGAGAAAUUCGCCAAAGUUCCAGGAAAAGGCUUUACUCAGGGUAGAAGGGAGCUGCUCAAGGGGUGCGGUGGUUUGCGACCGUGAAGACGUCGGUUCGAACUUAGGCAUGCACCGCAGUAAGUGGGAUAUUGCACAAGUAGCUCGCAUUCCUUGUGUAACACCGAGUUGGGUCGAGUUGUGCGUACGGUUAGGUCGUCGCCUCCCUUUAACAUCAGAAGUCUCUUGCACUUCCUUCAUCUCAGCCCUCUUGCACGCAUCCUCGGUUGCAUUGCCCAAACGCCCGCGUGAGGAGAGGUUAUUUUAUGGGGAUUCAAACUCUGAACAGAUGAAGCUUGCCAGAUGAGAUCACGAUUUCUAACUUAUUGACAAGUUUAUAAAUCUGUCAUUUUUUAUUCCUUCUGGCAGUAAGGUAUCGAGAAGGUUGUUUAUAUAGAUACACACGUUUCCAUACGUUUUUUCAUAGAUCACAAAUAUACAAUAAUAUGAAUAGAAGAGCCCCAAUCAAUGAUGAUGAACAAAUUGGGAAAAAUAGAUACAAUUUACGUGUUUGCAGCAUUUUUACAAUAUAUUUAUAUAUAUACAUAGAAAUAGAAA